AUGGACCGGCCGUGCCGCGCCCUCCUCCUGCUCGCUGCGUGCGCCGCUCCGCGACUCGCCGGCGCCGGCGUGAUGGGCGUGCGCUUCUCGCUGCACCCAACGGUCGCGAGCGCGGCGUCGCUGCAGCAGGCGGUCAAACAGAGCACGCGCGACCUCCGCUCGCUCGGCCUGGCCGUCUCCGCCGACUCGGUCUCCUCGUGCCUGCUCGGGCCGGAGCCCGCGCUGUUCGAGGCGAUGCGCGUCGUGCUCGGCCGCGCCUCGAGGCUGGACGGCUCGCCGCGCGUCUCUCUCGUGUGCCAGUUCUCGGCCGGCGACCCGAUGGCCGGGUCGAGCUUCGAGCCGCCGCCGCGCACCGCCGGCGCGACGCUGGACGCGGACGCCGACGGCGAGCUGCCCAGAGGGAGCCGAGCGCAGGCGCCGCCGUCCAAGCGGACGCUGAUGCGAGGUGUCGCCAGCGCGCUGAGGCGGCUGCCGCUCCAGGCGGCGGGGGCGCUGGAGCAGGCGUCGGGCGGCGCGCGCGCCAAGCGGAUCGCCGACGGCCUCGCGCAGGCAUCGAGCCCGGAGAGCAUCGCGGCACGGAUUGGGAAAGCGCUCGAGGCGGGGCCGCCGGUGGCGGCGGGCGAGGCGGCAGAGGACGACUGGGUCGCCGAGGCGUAUGCGCUGCCCACGCGCGUCGCCUGCCAGUUCGCUGUGUACCCUGUCGACGGCGACCAUGCGGCGGCGCGCACCGCCGUGGCCGAGCGGGUGGCGGCCUCGCCGGCGGCGCGAGGCGGCGACGUGCUCUUUUGCGAGACGCUGGAGGGAGACGGCGCCGAGGUGAUGGAGGUGCUGCGCGACGCGCUCGCGGUGGCGCGCGAGUCGAGCAGCCACGCCGUGCUGCACGCGACGCUGACGACCAACCUGCAGAAGAGGAGGCGGUAG
This is a messenger RNA of Emiliania huxleyi CCMP1516, 921 nucleotides long. RefSeq lists its product as hypothetical. The transcript has a single exon. Bases 1 to 921 code for a protein of 306 amino acids. The record is from RefSeq and is a predicted model, not a curated record. Lineage: Eukaryota; Haptophyta; Isochrysidales; Noelaerhabdaceae.